Mytilus californianus (California mussel) is the source of this 2065-nucleotide messenger RNA. RefSeq lists its product as uncharacterized. The transcript has 2 exons. The record is from RefSeq and is a predicted model, not a curated record. Lineage: Eukaryota; Metazoa; Mollusca; Bivalvia; Mytilida; Mytilidae. The coding region runs from base 94 to 2037 and encodes 647 amino acids.
AUAAGACGCUUGUAUCUAGUUACUGCAACUGUGUAAUCAAAUCAAUGGCGACUGUGUUGAUUCUUGUUUACAACAAGAUUGCUUAAGCAGACGAUGAGAAGAAAACAGUAUUUAAAAAUCCUAUGUCUAUGCUGUUGUGUUCUAUUCCUGUACAACCUCUACCACGCAAAUGUGUCGCCGUAUCCACACAAAAAUUACCAUGAAGAAAAUCCAUCAACCAAGUUGAACUCACGACCUGUCUUUCUUGUAGACACUCCAACUUGUAAAAUUCCAUUAUUUUCACCAUUUGAUAUUUCAAUUGUUCAAUUUUUGAAGCCUGGAAAGAAAAUUUCUUGUAACAAAUUUCUUCCAUACACUUACGAAGAUGGGACUAUUUUGCGAGUUAACUGGACAGCAAUUCACCAAUCACGUCAUAAAGAUACCUUCAAACAUUGCCGAUAUCAACCAAUCAUAAGACCAUUUGAAGCGGAGCAUCACAAUUAUUUUGACUACGGCGACUACAGUAAAAAGUUCUAUUCGUAUAUUGAAGUUCCAUAUGAAUUUGUAAGAGUUCGAUGCUAUAACAGAGCUAAUGGUAAAAUAUAUACCAAUUACCACCAGUUUAUUUACCGAAAGAAUGAUAUUGAAAAAGUAAAAUCGACAGCUUUCGAAAAACAUAGGGCGAAAGUUUCGGAAACUUUAAAUGUUUUAAUGGUUGGUGUUGAUUCCAUUUCUAGAUUGAAUUUUCAAAGAUAUAUGCGAAAGACAAAUGCCUUUUUAUCAAACAGACUAAACGCUUUUGACAUGAUGGGUUACAAUAAAGUAGCAGACAACACAUUUGUCAAUAUUGUUCCUAUGACGCUUGGAAAGUUUUUAGAAGAUGUCCCAUGGAACGAAUCACUUAGUGAUAUUUCAUUUGAUAGUUACAACUUUAUAUGGAAAAUGUUUUCUGAUCGUGGAUAUCGAACGUUAUAUGCUGAAGAUGCUCCAAAAAUUGCCAUUUUCGAUUAUCUUAAAGCUGGAUUUCAUAAAGCACCAGCUGACUAUUUCAACCGUCAUUUUAGCAUAGCUAUGACUAAAGACAAACAACUCUGGUAUAAUGAACAUAACUGUCUUGUCAACAGACUAGAAACUGAUGUAAUUUUGAAUUAUACAUUCCAAUUUGCUUCUAUUAUGCAAAAGAAUCCAUAUUUUGCUUUCGCUUUUAUCACUGGAUUAACCCACGAUUCUACAGAAAGUGCAGCCAUGGCUGACGAAUCAUAUUUCAGUUAUCUGAAAUCCCUUUAUGAGCAACACAUGCUUAACAAUACACUGCUAAUAUUUUACAGUGAUCACGGGAUGCGAUUCGGAAAACUAAGGGAGACUUAUAUUGGAAAAUUAGAGGAAAGACUUCCAUUUCUGUUUAUAGUUUUACCAGAAUGGUUCCGAAAGAAAUAUCCAGUAAUUAGCCAAAGUCUCCACAUCAACGAAAGACGUUUAAUAACACCAUUUGAUAUCUAUGAAACACUCCAGGACGUUUUAUUCUUUGGAACCGAUCAGCGGGAGCAGUCGUCUUCAAGGGGAAUAAGUUUGUUUCAAGAGGUGUCUGAUGAGCGCACCUGCUCUGAAAUUGGAAUUCUUCCGCAUUGGUGUACAUGUGCAAAAAAUGUACCUCUACCUCCUGAAGACAUAAAAAUUCGCGACUUCGGAGAGCGAAUUGUCACAUCAAUAAAUCAGAUUUUAUCAACAUAUGUAGAUUGUGCACGAUUGACCCUAGAAAAUGUACUUAGUGCCUCGAAGAUUUUACCGUAUGAUGAAAUUCUUCGAUUUAGGAAAAGUAAGAAUGACGUUAUAAACAGGAAAGUGACAUUCGGCGACAAAGUUAACUCGUUUGUACAUUACCAGCUUAUCGUCCAGACAAGUCCAGGUAACGGACGAUUUGAGGCCACUAUAAAAUAUGACGAACUCCACGACUCUUCAAAAAUUGCGAGUGAUAUUAGUAGAAUAAAUUUAUAUGGCAACCAAUCAAAUUGUGUAAAUGAUCAUUCCAUUAAGAAAUAUUGUUUUUGCAAUAUGUGAUACAAAUAAAAGAUUUUAUACUUUUUUA